CACUUCCGGAGUCAGUCUGGCCGGUUGGUCACGUGACCAACGCACUCCACCUCUUCGGUCACUGCAGUGGUAUGAGAAUGAACGCUGAUCGUUUUACCGUCAGUGCAGAGGAGUAUUUAGCAGAGAGCAGCGCUCUUUUCUAUCUCAAUGAUGCUGUGACUCAACUGCUGGAGCACAGGGAGGAAUUCAUCCAGUUCGGCAUCGGGAGAUAUUUUGCAGAAUACUUCACCAGUGUGAAGAACGGAAGCCAUAUUCUCUUCAGAGAGUUCAGCUAUGUUAAAGGUACGGCUCACAACCGUACCUCCUUCAUCCACAUCUUCUGGAAAUGCUUCAGACAGAUUGGAAAGAACAGAGAUCUCCUGACGAUGAUGGAGUACACUUCACUUCUCCAGCUCUUAUGCCCAGACUUUCCUGCUGAAAUGUUGCAGAACACGGCCAAGAUUGUCCUGAUGGAGGACGCCGUGGACUGCCCCAUGUCCCUCUCAGAUUUCAUUUACUCUUUCCAAAUUCAGUUUUACUUUGAAGAGUUCCUGGAGAGCGUGUUGGUGAUUUAUGAGGACCUGCUCGAGGGAAAGAACCCCAAUGCCGUGAUCGUCCCGACCUCUGAAUCACCCGAAACGAUAUCCAGUGAGGAGACAGACGUGCAGGAGGGGGUCGAUUCUUCCGUCCUGCUCAAGUGCAUCGAAGGAUUGUGUGAACGUUUUAAACACAAACAUCCACCUCUCCCUGCUAUUAAGGAGGCUCUGGAGAGUUGCACACGAGUCUCUUACUACGGGUUCCUCAUGGCUUUGGCCAAACACGAAGGAAUCAGUCAAGAAAUUGGCGCUCUUCCGAACAGAUCAGACCUGCUCAUCGACCCUGAGAUGGAUCAGGAAUUGGAGAGGCUUGUAGCUCAGGUGGCCAUCAGUCCGACAUCGAACAGCAGCAGUAGCGCACAAGGCCUGAAGGAGCCGUGCAGGAAACCGUCACCACGUAAAUCCCUGCACCAGCGCAAGAGGAUUGAGAUGGAGAGCGAUGGCUCCACUGAGGAGACUGACUCAUCCGAGAAUUAAGAAACAUGCUACACCAUGGUAAACAUUGGCAUGUCCAAACGUUUUAGAGAUAUGUUGCUGCUCAUUUAUAAGUUUUAAUCUUGUUCUUAAAAUGGUACAUUUCCUCACUUUAAACAUUUCAUAUUUUUUCCCGUGUUCUAUUGUAAAUAAAAUAUAAAUUUAUGAAAUUUGCAAA
Molecule: messenger RNA, 1227 nt
Organism: Silurus meridionalis
Lineage: Eukaryota; Metazoa; Chordata; Actinopteri; Siluriformes; Siluridae
Gene: cstpp1
Product: centriolar satellite-associated tubulin polyglutamylase complex regulator 1
Exons: 9
Coding region: 72-1052 (326 amino acids)
Source: RefSeq, a predicted model, not a curated record